Staurois parvus is the source of this 246-nucleotide messenger RNA. The record is from the annotation of a GenBank genome assembly. NCBI's taxonomy places the organism in Eukaryota, Metazoa, Chordata, Amphibia, Anura, Ranidae.
UCAAAUGUGCAUGUUUCCCACAUGUGAAUUCUGCACUUCGAAAAUGUAUUAUGACUUUCAUAUGAUACGUCCACAGCAGGGGCGGACUGACAACUCAUGAGGCCUCCGGACAAUUGGGGAUCAUUGGGCCCCUGUGUCCUUGCCCACACUCAAAACGCACCCAAAAAAGCCUAUAAAAGGUACCAGGGGCAUCUCAUGGGGCCAGCUACUGACCCCGGGCCCUCAGGCAGUGCCCGAGUUUCCAAA